Molecule: messenger RNA, 1071 nt
Organism: Penicillium odoratum
Lineage: Eukaryota; Fungi; Ascomycota; Eurotiomycetes; Eurotiales; Aspergillaceae
Exons: 2
Coding region: 1-1071 (356 amino acids)
Source: RefSeq, a predicted model, not a curated record
AUGGACUUUUCUGAAGUCGAUCCACCAGACCCUCACUCUCGGCCGCCCAGCCUGGAAGUGACAGAGUAUUUUGGUCCUCGAAUUCUGACAGGCGAGAGACGAGAGCGCAAAAUCUCCGCAACUGCAACUUUGAAUCCUAAUGUUGGAACACCAAUUGGCGUCAAUGCGGGGGUGGGGAGCUUGUCAAGGAACUCAGAUGUUAUUUACGCGUCAAGGUGGAAGUUCACCGGCACACGACUUACGGCAGAGACAUCAGCCGAAAGCAAAACACGAAGCAGCCGUUGCAGACGGCUUGUUUGGCACCUAGAAGAGAACAAAUUGGAGCAACAAGUCUUCCACCACCCGACAGUUCACUCAGCAGUCGCUUUCCUACACGACUCCAAACCUUUCUAUCUCGAUCUUAGAAUCGAAGCAAAGAUGCAUCGGUGGCGAGACCGCAUCAAACAAUCCAUUGUUUACCCGCCCAGGAAUCGAAAGUCGUGCACAAGGUCUCUGAUAGAGCCAAAGAAGAAACUCGAGACCGGCGAAUCAUUUCAAAAAACAGUUCUCAAUCUUGAACAGACUAUGGUGGAGAGAAAUCUACAUCCCGUGCCAGAGAUAUCAGAUCCAAAGCCGAUAGGCUCAAGUAGUGCCGGAACGUACUGUGAAGAUCAAAGCGAAUAUACCUUGAAAGCAUUUCCCAGCGAAUCUCUCGUGGCACUUGUGGAGGAUAUCAUCGGGCAAAAACGGCCUGAUCUUGGGCAUGCAGAAUCAAGUGUGUCGGUCCACUCAGAUAGCUCAAGUGCUACCCUCGUGCAGCAUGCUGAGAUAGCCAAGGACGUGGAAAAAGAGCCAGCACCAUCUGUCGAAGAUGAAACCUCAGCUAGUCCAACGAAUGUUCCAAUUGUCAUCCCAUCAUCCGGUUCUGGCCAAGCUCCAAAUCCUGCCUAUUCUGCAAACGAAACUCUCCUGUUUGAGUUCACAUUGAUGUUUGGUCAUAUAUUACGAUUUCUAGCGGCAUUGAUAAGAUAUCUUGUCAUGGGACUUAACGGGUUACAUGCAAUUCUUGCAAAGGCUGGAAACGAGAAUUGA